AUGUCAUCUGUAACUCGACUCCAUCUGUUAAGCAUGUUAAAUGUCAGUUGCCAGAAGCAGACGCAUUGCAGUUCACUUCCCGCUGACUCUCCUACAGAGAGCUCCAUGGAGUUUGUGGGACAACCAGGGCCUUCUGGGGCCUGUAACCUCUUAGGAGUGCCAGGCCUCAGCCCCCUGGAAGUGGACGACGAUGAGUGUGACGUGGUGAUCGGCAUCAGGCCCAAAUCUUCUCCUCGCCCUCGGAGAAGGAGCUCUGACAGUGACGAGGACUCGGAGCCUGGGCCGCCCAUGUCUGCCUCCAGGAGAGUGUCCUUUGCAGACGUCAAGGGCCUCAGUUUGGUGCAUGUGAAGGAGUUUGACACUUGGGAUGUACCCAAGCUGCCCCAAUGUGACUCUUCUGUGGGCGAAGGUACAGAUGCAGAGGUAUACUUCCUAUCUCCUCUCACUUUCUCCCUUCCGUUGUCUACCGAGGAGCUGUUUGUCAGAGUCCGGGAGCAGAAAAUGGAACUGGAGACCAUCGAGCUACUUCCGGGGACCACGAUACUGAAAGGAGUGAUCCGUGUCCUCAACAUCUCCUUCAACAAAGCGGUAUACGUCCGAACCACUUUGGACACCUGGUCAAGCCACUUUGACCUCCUGGCAGAGUACAUGCCCGGUACCAGUGACAGUCUGACGGACCGUUUCUCGUUUAAGCUCACCCUGGUGCCCCCGUUCGGAGAGCAGGGAGCCAGAGUUGACUUUUGUCUGCGAUAUGAGACUUCGGUGGGCACAUUCUGGGCCAACAAUAACGACAGGAACUACGUGCUGUUCUGUCACCGGAGAAUGAAGGAGAGGAAAGAAAUGCCACAGAAGGAAAGAUUGAACAAGAAAAGCUGCCUUAAGACUGUCAGUCAGAGCUUCUCCACUGUGGAAAACAUUUUUGCAACGGAAGCUUCAUCUCAGGAGAACAUUUCAACAGAUGUGUCAAAGCAUGGAGAGAUAGCGGACACCAUGAAAGCCGAGCAAAUCUCCGACGGCCAGUCAGGAACUUCAGAGGAGGAUCGACAGAAAUUACUGACCGAGAGCAGACGGAACAGCAGCCAAAGAAGUUGCAGAAAGGCUGCACGGAUAGCUCGGGUGAGGGACUACUUUUCUCAGAGAGAUGGAGGAGCGGAUGAAACUGAAAGAGAUGAAUCCCCUCCAGAGGCAAACCUGGCAGCUCAAGAAGAAACCCCCGAGCAAAAUCACUCAGAUGUGCAAUCAUUUCCUGAGGGGAGCAGUAAAUCAGGAAGUUCUCCUUUUGUUUCUGAAUCUCUGGAGACAUGCAGCGAACCUCUCAUUGAUGUUCCACAUGAUACAUCACCAUCACACAACCACACGUCUGACAGCGAGACGGAGAAAUCUGAGAGCAUCAAUUUGGCUGACUCGGCCACAUUAACAGGAGGUGAGAGAGCCGCAGUUAUCCCAGACAACCCAUCAAAUGAUGAGCCUGCUUCUGCAGAAUGUCAAAAUAUCAACAAGUCUGUCUCGAAAGCAGAGGAAAACAGUCAGAGGCAAGGCACGAGUCAUGAAUGUAUUGGCAACACUGCAGCUCAACCAGCUGGCAGUGAUAGUUCAGAAGGGAGCAGUGAAAGCCUUGAUAGCCAGACCAACAGCUUCACAUUUGGAAUUGUGGUGGCUCCGUUGUACCAUCAGGUGUUUGGCAGAGUAGGAAAUGAAAGUGAUUGGGGAAAUCCAGUACAGGCUACAUUGCAUGCUGGAGACUUAAGAUACCCUCACACUGAAAGAAGACAGACUAGCUGCACUGGUAAAACAGAUGCGAGAGGUAACGAGGGCGAGGGACAUGUGAUUAAGGGUCCGCAAGGAUGCUUAGUUACAAAUAGUCCUCCUAUGGGAAAAGAAGAAACAAGUUUGAGCGUGACAGCAAACAACAUCCCAGACAAAACAGAAACUCUGCGGGAUACAGAUGAUAUUACACAUUCAGAUCAGAGACGAACAAAUACAUCUGAGGUUCCUAAAACUAUUUCUGGAGACACGGUAGUACAUUCACAUACUGCAAACAUUUUAAAUACAGAUUCGUUGAAUCCACAAAAACCCGCUGAGAGUUUACAUCUCCAGGGAGAAGCACAGGAAGACAAUCUAACCCAUGACCCCAAACUGCAAGAGCAUACAUGUACACAAACUAAGACGAAUCUAGAUGAAACACCUGCAGACAGUGAAACACAAGAAGUCAUGUCAUCAUUUAUGUCACUUCAACCUUCUAAGAGUGUAUCAGGGCGUGUUAAGGAUGACGUUUGCGAAACAGUAACUAUAUCAACAACCACUGCCAUUUCAGAGGAGGAUAAAGCAUUUGAAGCUUUACAUGAUUUUAAUCCUAAACACAUGAAUAAUUCAGCUACGGAAGAAACUGAGAUUAGUUACGUUACUUGUUUUGAAAUUGUGGAGGAAAAGGAUGUCACAGCACCGGAGAUAUCUCUUGAAACUAUUAAUGUGGAAGAAGGAAAUAAAGUAGGGAACAACUCGCCGAAAGACGGAACAAAACACUCAGCCGAAAAAGAGAUAAUUGGUGAGGUAGUUGAGGCAACGGCAAAAGCAACGAUUAAUAAACACAUGCAUGGUGACAUGUGUGUGGACCUCAAAGAUGAGGACGCACAAAACAGAGAGCAUCAUGAAAUAGAAGCUACUGUCGCAAAACAGGAGGAUUUUUGUUUAGCAGACACGACUGACGUAAACUGGGAAAUUAUGGUUGAAGAAGAGGAGCAAAACAUAUUAACCGAUGAAGAGGAAAGUGAUGCAAUAAUUUUAAAAACAGUGGGGAAAGACCAAGGACAGUUGGAGGAUGCAGGGAGAGAGACAGCAUUAGAAAACAAAGAUGCAACAGAGGCGGAAAAAGAGGACAAAAUGGUUUGGGACAUUAAAGCUGCAAGAGAGGAAAAGAACAAGGCUGAGGAUGUAGAUGUUUCAGAGGGCAAGCAGAAGAUUGGACAGGAAAUUGGGGAGAUUAUGGCAGGAAAAGAUGGGGAAGAAGUUGCAAAAGAAUUAGAAUAUGUCCAAGACACAAAUGAAGCUGGAGAAGAAGAUCUAGCUGAGGAGAUUGAAGAAGAGAAAAUAGAAAAACAAGAGGAGACUGAGCUGGAGAAAGCAAAACACUUUGCAGACAUACAUGACGUUGAUACUGAAAAGACAAAUGUCCAAAAUGAAGAGGAUAUAGAGGGAGAGGAAGAAAUAGAAAUAGACCUGAGCGAUGAUGAUGAAGCAGGUGUGGAGUGGGAGGAUCAGGUAAAACCAAGGGAGGUAAACGAAGAAGAGGAGAAUCCAGAUUACGAGGAGGACAUUUUUGUUGUUGAAACGGGAGAGUCAGAGAUCAUCGAUGCAGAGUCAGAGAGCGUGGCGAUAGAGGACGGGCAAAAUGAAGCGGGGUGCUUUGAAGUAAGGUUAGACAUUACACAAAAGCUCGGGGAUGGUUUAUCUGCUCCGGUGAACAAUGUGCAGGACAAGAGAGUAAUUGACGGAGAAAAUGGACACAUCCCAACUGAAAUUCAUCUGUACAAAGAGGAAGCUUUCCAAAGCAAGGAGGCUGUUACACAUGACCUCACAAAAGCUGCGGGAGAUGACAACGAAUCCGUUGCUGCAGAGGGAGGUUCGUUCAUUUUCACGGAUGAACCUAAAAACGAUCAAACGAGCCACGACAGCGCUUCAGCAGAGUCCGACUCAGAUGACGAGGUGGAGUUGUACAUGCACUGCCUCAGGGCCGUGCACACCGGGGCACAGGCCGAGACGGACAGGAACAAGGACACAGGUUUUGGUGAGGGCAAAUUAAGGCCCUCUGUAAGCAGAGGCAAAAUGCUGCCCACACCCAUGCCAUCCAUCAGUGAGUCUCAGGAUGAGGAACAACACACCGGCCGCCUUCUGGACACUCACGAGGACGUGGAGACAGCAGACGUCCAACCCACAGCUCUGCCAGCGUCAAGUGGACAGGAGAGCAUCGAUAGAAGUGGUUCAUGGUGGAAAGAGACUUUUUCCUGCAGCAAUAUCUCAAAAACAUUGUUGUACGCCACCUUGUUAGUGGUAUUUUUAGUGGUGGCCUACCGGUAUGAUUUUCUUGCCUGUUUGGGGCUCUACUUGAUAUCAGUGGUUUGGCUCUACUGUCAAGGAGAGAGGCAGACAAAGCAACAACAAAAAAAACAGAAUAGGAUGAAUUAAACCUUAAACUGUAAUACUAUCAUACCGUCAUUUGAUAUUUCCCUUUAUCUGAAGAUAUAUGAACAAGACCUAUAAUGGUCUAAAUAGAAGAAGAUAAAGCGUACAGAAGUGAAUAACAAUGGGCAUUAAUUUAAAGUAAAUAUGACACAUAUCAGAAUAAAUGCUGUAUAUUCCCUAUGGGAGGAUGCUAACUCUCUGUUGUCAAGAGUAUGAACCAAUUUUCUUUAUUCUUUACUGUACAUAAAGCUUAGCAUCGACUCAGACUGCAGGCUGUGGACCAUUGCUCACACUGAUCAGUUCUGCAGAACGUUAAUGCAUUCUUGAGGUGCAAAAAGCAAUCAGUGUGCCGUGUGUGUGGAUGCCACUUAUAGAUCACUGUGUCUGUGUAGGGUACAUUUAGUUUUCAUAAGCCUGGAAUGAAUAAAUUGUACGAGACAAAUGA
Molecule: messenger RNA, 4624 nt
Organism: Anarrhichthys ocellatus (wolf-eel)
Lineage: Eukaryota; Metazoa; Chordata; Actinopteri; Perciformes; Anarhichadidae
Gene: ppp1r3ab
Product: protein phosphatase 1, regulatory subunit 3Ab
Biological process (GO): regulation of glycogen biosynthetic process
Cellular component (GO): protein phosphatase type 1 complex
Molecular function (GO): protein phosphatase 1 binding; glycogen binding
Source: RefSeq, a predicted model, not a curated record